Linum tenue is the source of this 3514-nucleotide messenger RNA. Lineage: Eukaryota; Viridiplantae; Streptophyta; Magnoliopsida; Malpighiales; Linaceae. The record is from the annotation of a GenBank genome assembly.
GGAAAUCAACUAAUCAGAAAGGAGCGGAAAAGAAAAAUAAAGAAACAGAAAAUUGCCGAAGAACAAAAUCUCUCUCUAAUAGUUAGGGCAAAAUCCGUUGUUCUAAAUCUGAUCCCCAAAGUGAAUUGGUUCAAUUCCUGGCUUUACUGAUGAAUUAGGGUUAUGGGUUUUGUUCACCCUCUGAUGGAGACGGACUACGUCGCUGAGUUCCCUCAUAAUCACAUGGAUCGUCGUCCCAGAAAGAGACCUAGAUUCGCUUGGGAUUUCCCUCAAGCUCACCCCAAGGCGCAGUCAGGAUUGUAUUUUGGACAAGAUGUUGGAAAUGGGACGAGCAUGGGACCUUCAAGAGUACUACUCACAGACCAUUCCGGUUUAUAUUUAAAAGGAUUGGCUCAAAAAGGCUCUCCCCCAUGGCGAGAUGAUGACAAAGAUGGACAUUACAUGUUUGCUCUUGGAGAGAAUUUAACACCUCGCUGUAAUUUCACUAAAUCACCACUUAGCAGAACCUUUGGUCAGGUUUUGGAAUGCUGGGAUAGGGAAACAAGAGAGAUGGUCGCUGUAAAAGUUGUGAGAAGUAUAAAAAAAUACCGGGAGGCAGCAAUGUCCGAAAUUGAUGCGCUCCAGUUGCUUGGAAAGUAUGAUAGAAAUGGAAGCCGUUGUGUACAAAUAAGAAACUGGUUUGACUACCGGAACCAUAUCUGCAUUGUCUUUGAGAUGCUUGGACCAAGCAUAUACGAUUUUCUUCGUAAAAAUAGUUAUCGACCAUUUCCAGUUGACCUUGUCCGUGAGCUUGGCAGACAACUCUUGGAAUGUGUAGCAUUUAUGCAUGACUUGCGGCUUGUCCAUACCGAUCUGAAGCCAGAGAAUAUACUCUUUGUUUCUCCAGAUUAUGUGAAAAUUCCUGACUACAAGGUUCCAGUACAUUCAUUUAGUGAGGCAGCCUGUUACAAGAGGUUGCCGAAGUCUAGUGCCAUUAAGGUCAUUGAUUUUGGCAGCACGGCUGAUGGCCAUAAGCAUCACAACUAUAUUGUUUCCACCAGACAUUACCGUGCGCCCGAGGUUAUCCUCGGCCUUGGUUGGAGUUACUCUUGUGACAUAUGGAGUGUCGGAUGUAUAUUGGUAGAACUAUGCACAGGGGAAGCAUUGUUCCAGACCCACGAUAACUUGGAGCAUUUAGCCAUGAUGGAAAGAGUGUUAGGUCCAUUGCCUCAGCAGAUGUUGAAACGAGUGGAUCGACACGCUGAGAAGUACGUGAGAAGAGGUAGAUUGGAUUGGCCUGACAAUGCAACCUCUCGUGACAGCAUUAAAGCGGUCAUGAAGCUGCCUCGUCUUCAGAAUCUAGUAAUGCAACACGUGGAUCACUCGGCGGGCGACAUCAUCGAUCUCUUGCAAGGUCUCCUUCGGUACGACCCUUCAACCAGGCUUACGGCUCACAGCGCCCUCGGGCAUCCUUUCUUCUCGAGGGACCUUUACAGGAGACUUUGAAUCAGAACAAGAAGAUGGAUGGAUGGUAAUAAUCUUUGAUGUGUGGCCUCCCAUAAUCAAGAGCUUUUUAUGUCAUCUUGUGGUUAAAGAGUGUACCAUAUGGGGGAUUGCUUUCCUAUGUAUUCUUUAUAACGAGGAGAAUCAAGAGGUCCAAUCACUGACGAAUACAAAGUGUUUUGAAACCUGCAACUGUAAGUGUAAUGUUACCAAAGUCCAAAGGCAUCUAUCUGUAUACUAUUGUGUAUUUUAGGGGAAAGAUAAAAACCAAAGGGGUUUCUCGACAGCCCUCCCCAAUUGUGGUAGAUUGCAAUGUAGUCUGGAAUUUCAGUUUCUUCCAUACUGGUUUAUUGUUUGACACUAAGUUAUUCGUAGUAACGAAUGCGAGCAAUAACGCAUAGUAUUUCGUACUACACAGACGACGAGCAUCACCACUGGAUAAAGUUAACAGAAAAAUAGUUAACCGAAACGAUAUGUCAAUUACAUUUUACUGUCGUCAAUGAAUCAAUCAGACAUGAAACUACCCCAAAAUUGGUUGUAUUAAACUUGUAAUAAUUUCAUCGCUUCGUAAUGCAUCGUCUUCCACGUAAGAUCCCACUCGGAGGCCCAGUCGUGACGAUCGUACAAUGACCGUAGAGCUUAUACGAAUACCCAAGGAACGUGCCGAGCUUGGAUCGAACCCGAAACACACCCUUCACAUUAAACGUCACCGUAUUCUUCUCGAUCUCUUCCUCCAGCUUCUUGCUGUCCUCCAGCGGGAUCCGGACCUGGCUCGUCACCAGCUCCAGGUUCACGAACCGCGACCCGGCCCGGCUCGCGGAGAACGGCUGGAUGAACUGCGUCGCGAUCAGCGUGCUCCCGUAGUAGAGAUCCACGAUCAGGCUCCCGAAAUCGACUCCGACCUUCCGGUUAGGGUUCGUGAAAUUCGCCAGCACCGAGACGUCGGCGUUGAGCAGGGACCCGGCGUCGAGGUACGCCGCGUUCAGCGUCGCGUCGGAGACCUCGAACCGCGGGUUGUGCGGCCGGUAGACGAGGUAGACCACGAGGACGAUCAGUCCGCCGAGGAAGAUCGCGAUCCAGAAGAUCGCGCAGCACACGGCGGCGCACCACGUCGUGAUUUUGGUCCUCCGCGGCGACGGCACCACGGGGCCCCGCCGUUCCCGCCGGUGGCCGACGCCGUCGUGCGGAGGCGGAUGCUUGCGGUGGUGACGUGGAUGUUUCGGCGGCGGUUGUGGUUGUGGUUGUGGAUGCUGCGGCGGUUGCUCUUGGGAGUCGUGGCGGUGGGGAUCGGUGACGAGCGGGCCGUGGUCGUGGGUCGGGUGGGAUGAGGGCGGGGGUACCCAUGGGCUUUGGUAGUGGCCGUCGUGGGCUGGGCCGUGGGCCGGCUGGGAAGGAAGAUGCUGCGGGUGAUGUGGUGGUAUGGCCCAUGGGCUGCGAAACUGUCUGCGUUCCUGGUGGCGGAUUGGGCCCGAGGGCCUGUUGUGGGUUGGGAGUAACUCGUCGUCGACGUGGAGAGGGAAGUGCUGGUUGCCUGGGUCGGGGGCUUCCUGCUGGCGGUGGUGGUGCGGCGGGGGAGGAGGAGUGGCUGGGCCGCUGACCGGAGGAGUUAUCAGUACCGGUGGUGGGGUGGAACGGCGGUGGCCGUCGCGGCGUGGCGGUUGGAGUGGCCGGACGAAAUGAGGGUUGGUUUCGGGGUGGCGGGACAUUUCUGUGUGUUUCUCUGGAGAGAGAGAGAGAGAGAGAGAGAGAGAGAGAUACACGUAGUUGGGAGAUUUGGGAAGUGAGUAGAACUAGUAGAUAGUCGUGUUUGGUUUUUGGAGAGGGGAAAAGGUUGAGGGAGUUUGGAUGACCUGAUGAGGAAUUCAAGAAGGAUUCAAUUGCAGGGAAAGAAUCAAAAGUUGUCUAAUUGUGGGAGGCAACGUAUCAUUCUCUUUUUCUUGUUCACAUCUUGAAGUUGGGUUUAAGUUCAUGAUUACUACUAGUCUUGUGAGUUGUGAAAUUGGGGAUGGAUGAAGAUCUAGUGGUUGCAGAU